UGCCCCAUCAUUGGUGUCAGUCGGGGGAAUAGUGCCCCAUCAUUGGUUGGAGGAAUAGUCAGUGGGAGGAAUAGUGCCCCAUCAUUGGUAUCAGUGGGAGGAAUAGUGCCCCAUCAUUGGUGUCAGUGGGAAGGAAUAGUGCCCCAUCAUUGGUGUCAGUGGGAGGAAUAGUGCCCCAUCAUUGGUAUCAGUGGAAGGAAUAGUGCCCCAUCAUUGGUGUCAGUGGGAGGAAUAGUGCCCCAUCAUUGGUGUCAGUGGGAGGAAUAGUGCCCCAUCAUUGGUGUCAGUGGGAGGAAUAGUGCCCCAUCAUUGGUAUCAGUGGGAGGAAUAGUGCCCCAUCAUUGGUGUCAGUGGGAGGAA
Molecule: messenger RNA, 360 nt
Organism: Staurois parvus
Lineage: Eukaryota; Metazoa; Chordata; Amphibia; Anura; Ranidae
Source: the annotation of a GenBank genome assembly